Carassius auratus (goldfish) is the source of this 1502-nucleotide messenger RNA. It is a transcript of the gene cfl1, whose product is annotated as cofilin 1. Bases 154 to 651 code for a protein of 165 amino acids. Lineage: Eukaryota; Metazoa; Chordata; Actinopteri; Cypriniformes; Cyprinidae. Gene Ontology annotation, cellular component: actin cytoskeleton. The record is from RefSeq and is a predicted model, not a curated record. Gene Ontology annotation, biological process: actin filament depolymerization. The transcript is spliced from 4 exons. Gene Ontology annotation, molecular function: actin binding.
AUAAGCGCGUGACAUGGACGCUCGUUCCCGUCAGCUGCGCGGCCACGUGCAAAAGGGCGCGCCCGAGUGUUGUAUCAAGUGUGCGAGACCGAAGCACUGCAUCACAGCUCAUUCAAUUCCUGUCCAGACGCCGACUAGCAAAGACAAACAACCAUGGCCUCCGGAGUUACAGUGGAUGAUAAUGUGUUGACGAUCUUCAAUGACAUGAAGGUCCGCAAGGCUAAUGUCAACGAGGAAGAGAAAAGCAAGAGGAAGAAGGCCGUUCUCUUCUGCCUGAGCGAUGACAAGAAGCAUAUCAUCAUGGAGGAGGGCAGUGAGAUCCUGCAGGGAGAUGAAGGAGAUCCCUACCUUAAGUUUGUCAAGAAGCUUCCUCCUAAUGACUGUCGCUACGCUCUCUAUGAUGCCACAUAUGAGACCAAGGAGACCAAGAAAGAGGACCUGGUUUUCAUUUUCUGGGCCCCGGAAAAUGCCCCACUCAAAAGCAAGAUGAUUUACGCCAGCUCCAAGGAUGCCAUCAAGAAGAAGUUCACAGGUAUCAAGCACGAGUGGCAAGUGAACGGUUUAGAAGAUAUCAAGGACCGAAAGACCCUUGCCGAGAAGCUCGGGGGAGCGUCAGUGGUCACUCUCGAGGGCAAGCCUCUGAACGAUUGAGGCUGACGCAUUUCAGGGGUUAGCUGUUCAUUCCGACAUGGGGUGGGGGGGGACAGGAGGGCCAGCACGACUGUGGGCCGCGGGGUGGAUUAAUGCGGGUGGGGAGGGUUGGGCGAAAGCGACAGUUUCCAAACUCCACACAUGAAGAAAGCUGUAGGCUGUCAUUCCAAUUCACACAUACAAUGAUCAAGAACAAAAACAUAAGAAAAAAAAAAGAUCUUAAAAGACAAAAACCAAGGAUGAUGAUUAUAAAAACAAAGUAAUAUAACUGUAAAUGUGUACUGGCAGGUUUUCGUUCUUUCUGGGUUCCAUUAGAUUGUUGAAAGGAAAGACUGAGACAGCAGCCGUUACAAUUCAGCUAUACAACAUACUACUAGUUCUUAAGAUUCAAGUUUUGUUUUUUUGGGCCAAAAGUCUAGUUAAGUUUUUUUUCUAAGUAUGUGUGUUGGGUGUAGAGGAUGAAGACUAGGUGUAGUUAAAAAUCACACAACGUAAUCGGACCAUUCUGGGAACACCAAUUUACUCUUCCCCCUUCCCUCUUUUGUUUUAUUUUGAGCUCACAAUUCAUUUUAAUGAUUUAAUGAUUCCAUCUGAUUUAAAUAUUUCCAAAUGUUAUUCAAAACUAUGGCACUGGUGUCAAGAAAUUGUACACAUUCCUUGUACCUGUCAAAUCUGGGACCUCUAGUGGGUGAGCGGUCUGUUGUUGAAUUGGAUUGAGUGGAUUGAUGGACACGUAUUAAGUUUAGAUGGAGCGAUAUAUUUGGUUAGCCUGUGUACAGAGCUUUGAUGGAUAUUGGUCAGUGGAUGUUUUGUAUCGUCUCCUUAUCUCUAAUAAAAAAGCACUAAACAAC